CAAGAGGGAUCGUGUAUUUUUCCCCAAUUUUCUCAUCUGGGCCCGAGGCUUUUUGAGGCUCUCCGAUUGGGGUUAGGGCUUUCUUCAUAUCGCCGCCUCCUUUGCUUCGUUCGCCCAGAUUCUUCUUAUUUCUCGGACCCUUUUUUUCUCCGAAAAAUCCGGGGAUUUUGCAGCGGAAUUUCCAAAAAAGAGGAAUUUUAGGAAGGAUCUGGCAAGAGGAAUUCGUAAUUUAUUUAAAUUUUCCGAUGAGAUUUAAUAAGGGCCAGGAACAAGGAACUGAUUUCGACCCUAGGGUUUAGGGUGUUUCGAAAUCCUGCUCCUUGUUAGGGUUUUCGAGCUCGUUCUACUAGAUUCUCGAGAAAAGAGCAUAGUGCAAUCAUUCGUGGAUGGUUACUGGAUCUCCCUAGAGUAAAAGACUGAAAUAAUAGAGGUAGAAUCACAGGCGAUAGGGUGUAAAGUUUAAAUCUUGGGGUACAUGGAGGCGAGGUCCGAGCCGGGAACCAUGACGGCCGGGGAAUUAUCCGAUGCCGGCAAGCAGAGAAACCCAGCCCAAGCGCUGCCGUCGAUGUACACCAUGCGAUUAGUCACCUCUUCUGAUGGGACCGCAGUGUAUGAAUCCAUAAGCAGUAGCUCUCCUCCUCCACACCCAGGAGGAGGGGGAUGCGCUGACGGCAACUCGGUCGCCGGUGCACCGCAUGGCCUCGGUGUCAGCACCGGGGAGGCGUUCAAACGAAAGCGUGGACGGCCGAGGAAGUAUGGGCCCAAUGGUACCCUCGCCCUUCCGCUCACCACCGUGUCCCCGAGCGCGUCGGCUCCGCCGGCGGCUGCUGGGGGGUUCUCGCUUCCUUCCUCUGCUGCCGCCAGUGCUGCAGCGCAAGCCAUGAAGAAAGCAAGGGGUCGGCCGCCAGGUUCCAGCAAGAAGCAGCAAUUGGCAGCUCUGGGAUCAGCUGGAAUUGGUUUUACACCUCAUAUUAUUGCAGUCAAGAUAGGAGAGGAUGUUGCAUCAAAAAUUAUGGCAUUUUCACAGCAGGGACCACGUGCUGUUUGCAUUCUUUCAGCUAAUGGUGCUGUUUCGAAUGUGACUCUUCGUCAGGCAGCAACAUCUGGUGGAACAGUAACUUAUGAGGGUCGAUUUGAAAUCUUGUCACUCUCUGGCUCAUUCCUGCUGUCAGAGAAUGGUGGGCAGCGUAGCCGAACAGGGGGACUGAGUGUGUGUCUGGCUGGUCCUGACGGUCGCGUAUUAGGCGGAGGAGUGGCUGGGCUUCUAACAGCAGCAUCUCCUGUCCAGGUGAUAGCAGGCAGUUUUAUUGCUAAUGGGAAGAAUGAGACAACUCAGAUGAACACAUUGGAACCUAUAUCUGCCCCUGGAAAGCUUGCUGGUCCUGGUGGGGUUUCACAAGGUAGAAUGAGCGAGUCCUCUGAUAGUCCCGGGACCCCACUCAACCAGAGCAUGGGUACUUACGAUAACAGCAACCAGCAGGGCUUCUCAGACAUAACAUGGAAGUAACCGCAGUUCACACCCUCUGUAAACCUUAAAGCUUCAGAUAUCUUAAAAUCCUGUACUGCUACCUAAUUUGUGCCAUUUGUAACCAUAACUCGCAAACCCUAAACCCUUCGUCUUGUCUUCUAUAAUGCGCGCUUAGAUGUUGCUCAGCCAGGGGCAGUUGCAUCAUGGCAUAGCGAAAAUUGGACCUCUCAUGCAGUCUCUGUCCGCACCUCUCCCUAGAUUUGUCAUUAAGAAGUGACUGAAGAUGUUGUAUAAUGAUGUAUUAUGUGACCGAUAUUCAUUAUACUUGUUAAUUUCCCUGCAUAUUUUCUGUUCUUUCUUGUUUGGAUCAUUUCAAAUAUAGGCAGCAUUUUUCA
This is a messenger RNA of Phoenix dactylifera (date palm), 1863 nucleotides long. RefSeq names its product AT-hook motif nuclear-localized protein 10-like. Gene Ontology annotation, molecular function: minor groove of adenine-thymine-rich DNA binding. Lineage: Eukaryota; Viridiplantae; Streptophyta; Magnoliopsida; Arecales; Arecaceae. The record is from RefSeq and is a predicted model, not a curated record.